UUACGACAAUCCAAUUCAGAAUGGCAAACACAAAACAGACAAAAAGAAAGAAAAUUGAAACCCUUUGUCCCUUAUGCAAGCACAUGAUAGAUGAAGAUAAGUUUGUAGAACACCUAUUGUUGUGCAAGAAGAAAAGCUUCUGCUGUGUGCUGUGUAAAUUGUUCUUCAAGAAAGAAACCUAUCUGAACAAACACAAGAAAAGAGUACAUGGGUCAACCAGUGAUGCUUUUCCUGGAGGUAGCAAUAUUGAACAAGAAAGUGGAGGUAAGAGUUGUGAUAUUCUCACAGACACUGUGCCAAAGAAUAUGCAAGACAAUAAAAGUGGUCUUGAACAAGAGAGUGGGGAUAAGAGAUGUAAUGUUUCCAGAAACAUUGUGCCAGAGGAUAAACAAGACGAUGACAGCAGUAGUAAUUCCGACUGGGAUCAAGACCCAGAUAUUGAAAUAGACGUUGAAACAUGCGAGAAACAGGAACAAAGUCAAAACACUGCAAAGAAUGAUAAGGCCGGCGAGAAUAAAGAUUCUAGACUUGUAAAUGACAAAAGAGUUGGUAGGAUAUACAGAAAGAGGACGAAUCCAAAUCCAGUUAUUGCUCCUGUAAAAGUAAUGAAAGUGACAGAAGAAAAAGCUGUAGUAAAUACACAAAGUGUAGAUCAGAACGAAAUGUCCGGAGACUUGUCAGAUAAUGACAACAUAGAGCUGUCUGACAGAGAAGAUAGAAAUGAACUUCCAGAAAACCAGGGUACAGAAGAUAGUUCAGUAAAGAAAGAAAAGGAUGGGGGUCAAGAUGAUGGUGUAACCGUACAACAUAGUAACAAAGUCGAAGAAGGCUGCAGUGUAAAAUAUGACUUAGAAAAAGAGAAACUCGAGAUUGAGAAACGUAAACUAGAUCUAGAAAUAGCAAAGUUCGAGUACAAGAAGAGCCUUUUAGAUAAGAUAACAGACUUAGCAUCUAGAAUAUAAGAGAACUGUGUGUAUUGAUACUGUAUAAGACAGUCUUAAUAAGUGUUUACAUUUCUUUGUGUGCUUUCGACAAGCAAUAAGCUUGCAUAUUUUAUUACGAGAAACGUAAUAAAAAUAUUUUGUUUUUGAAAGGUGUUUUGUUUUAUCCAUGCGGGACGCAUGACCUUCGGAGGCAUGGGUAAUGUAACGAAUAUACUACGGUAGUUCAGUCCAGGAGUAGUAUAAUAAUUAGCUUAGGUAGUUGCAUAGUUGUUUCCCUUUAAUUCUGCAACGCCAUUUGUACUAAAUUACGACAAUCCAAUUCAGGUGGGUAGUUUCACGUUUUGUGGCCAAAAUAUAUAAUCAUUCCUAUAAAUAUUGGUUUUAUUUAUAUCAGAAAUGACAACAUGUAACUUAAGUCAGGUUAGAAUUUGUAUAUACAUUGUAUUUCUGGUGAUACAGGUUCAAAUAGCUAGACGCUAUAUAACGUAAGAAUAACAGACGCUCAUUACUUGAAAUGGUAAGAUAUUAGCCUAUCAGAAUAAAACACUAGAGGGCGCUACAGACAGUCGUUGUAACCACCAGAGGGCGCUACGGAUAGUCGUUAUAAAGUGAGUAUCACUGAAUAUUAAUUCAUUGUUGUGUUGAAUUUCG
Molecule: messenger RNA, 1595 nt
Organism: Mercenaria mercenaria
Lineage: Eukaryota; Metazoa; Mollusca; Bivalvia; Venerida; Veneridae
Product: general transcription factor IIF subunit 1-like
Exons: 2
Coding region: 21-962 (313 amino acids)
Source: RefSeq, a predicted model, not a curated record